AUGUUUUCUUUUCUCUUCUCCAAUCCAACAAAUUUUCUAAACAGUCUUUCUUCUUUCUCUCUUUCUUUAUCCUCUUCCGUCUUUUUAUUCUUCUCUACACUCUUUCUUCUUUCUCUCUUUCUAUAUCCUCUUCAGUCUUUUUAUUCUUCUCUACAAUCUUUCUUAUUUCUCUCUUUCUUUAUCCUCUUCCGUCUUUUUAGUCUUCUCUACAAUCUUUCUUCUUUCUCUCUUUCUUUAUCCUCUUCAGUCUUUUUAGUCUUCUCUACACUCUUUCUUCUUUCUCUCUUUCUUUAUCCUCUUCCGUCUUUUUAUUCUUCUAUACAUUCUUUCUUCUUUCUCUCUUUCUUUAUCCUCUUCAGUCUUUUUAGUCUUCUCUACACUCUUUCUUCUUUCUCUCUUUCUUUAUCCUCUUCAGUCUUUUUAUUCUUCUCUACAAUCUUUCUUCUUUCUCUUUUUCUUUAUCCUCUUCCGUCUUUUUAUUCUUCUAUACAUUCUUUCUUCUUUAUCUCUUUCUUUAUCCUCUUCAGUCUUUUUAGUCUUCUAUACAUUCUUUCUUCUUUCUCUCUUUCUUUAUCCUCUUCCGUCUUUUUAUUCUUCUCUACAAUCUUUCUUCUUUCUCUCUUUCUUUAUCCUCUUCCGUCUUUUUAUUCUUCUAUAGAUUCUUUCUUCUUUCUCUCUUUCUUUAUCCUCUUCACCUUUUUAUUCUUCUCUACAUUCUUUCUUCUUUCUCUCUUUCUUUAUCCUCUUCCGUCUUUUUAUUCUUCUCUACAAUCUUUCUUCUUUCUCUCUUUCUUUAUCCUCUUAAGUCUUUUUAGUCGUCUAUACAUUCUUUCUUCUUUCUCUCUUUCUUUAUCCUCUUCAGUCUUUUUAUUCUUCUCUACAUUCUUUCUUCUUUCUCUCUUUCUUUAUCCUCUUCCGUCUUUUUAUUCUUCUCUACAAUAUUUCUUCUUUCUCUCUUUCUUUAUCCUCUUCAGUCUUUUUAUUCUUCUCUACAUUCUUUCUUCUUUCUCUCUUUCUUUAUCCUCUUCCGUCUUUUUAUUCUUCUCUACACUCUUUCUUCUUUCUCUCUUUCUUUAUACUCUUCCAUCUUUUUAUUCUUCUCUACAAUCUUUCUUCUUUCUCCCUUUCUUUAUCCCCUUGAGUCUAUUUAUCUAUUUAGUCUUCUCUAAACUCUUUCUUCUUUCUCUCUUUCUUUAUCCUCUUCCGUCUUUUUAUUCUUCUCUACAAUCUUUCUUCUUUCUCCCUUUCUUUAUCCUCUUAAGUCUUUUUAGUCUUCUAUACAUUCUUUCUUCUUUCUCUCUUUCUUUAUCCUCUUCAGUCUUUUUAUUCUUCUCUACACUCUUUCUUCUUUCUCUCUUUCUUUAUCCUCUUCCGUCUUUUUUUCUUCUUCUCUACAAUCUUUCUUCUUUCUCUCUUUUCUUUAUCCUCUUCAGUCUUUUUAUUCUUCUCUACAUUCUUUCUUCUUUCUCUCUUUCUUUAUCCUCUUCCAUCUUUUUAUUCUUCUCUACAAUCUUUCUUCUUUCUCUCUUUCUUUAUCCUCUUCAGUCUUUUUAUUCUUCUCUACAUUCUUUCUUCUUUCUCUCUUUCUUUAUCCUCUUCCGUCUUUUUAUUCUUCUCUACACUCUUUCUUCUUUCUCUCUUUCUUUAUCCUGUUCCGUCUUUUUAUUCUUCUCUACACUCUUUCUUCUUUCUCUCUUUCUUUAUCCUCUUCCGUCUUUUUAUUCUUCUCUACAAUCUUUCUUUCUUUCUCUCUUUCUUUAUCCUCUUCCGUCUUUUUAUUCUUCUUCUUCAUCUUUCUUCUUUCUCCUUUCUUUAUCCUCUUCAGUCUAUUUAGUCUUCUCUAAACUCUUUCUUCUUUCUCUCUUUCUUUAUCCUCUUCCGUCUUUUUAUUCUUCUCUACAAUCUUUCUUCUUUCUCCCUUUCUUUAUCCUCUUAAGUCUUUUUAGUCUUCUAUACAUUCUUUCUUCUUUCUCUCUUUCUUUAUCCUCUUCAGUCUUUUUAUUCUUCUCUACACUCUUUCUUCUUUCUCUCUUUCUUUAUCCUCUUCCGUCUUUUUAUUCUUCUCUACAAUCUUUCUUCUUUCUCUCUUUCUUUAUCCUCUUCAGUCUUUUAUUCUUCUCUACAUUCUUUCUUCUUUCUCUCUUUCUUUUUCCUCUUCCGUCUUUUUAUUCUUCUCUUUCACUCUUUCUUCUUUUCUCUCUUUCUUUAUCCUCUUCCGUCUUUUUUUCUUCUCUCUACAAUCUUUCUUCUUUCUCUCUUUCUUUAUCCUCUUCCUCUUCUCUACAAUCUUUCUUCUUUCUCUCUUUCUUUAUCCUCUUCCGUCUUUUUUCUUCUCUUUCUUCCUUCUUUCUCUCUUUCUUUUAUCCUCUUCAGUCUUUUUCUUCUUCUUCUUCACUCUUUUCUUUCUUUCUUUAUCCUCUUCCUCUUCCGUCUUUUUUCUUCUCCUACAAUCUUUCUUCUUUUUCUUUUCUUUAUCCUCUUCCUCUUUUUUAUUCUUCUCUACACUCUUUCUUCUUUCUCUCUUUCUUUAUCCUCUUCAGUCUUUUUUCUUCUCUACACUCUUUCUUUCUCUCUCUCUUUCUUUAUCCUUUUCAGUCUUUUAUUCUUCUCUACCUCCUUCUUCUUUCUCUCUUUCUUUAUCCUCUUCAGUCUUUUUAUUCUUCUCUACACUCUUUCUCCUUUCUCUCUUUCUUUAUCCUCUUCCGUCUUUUUAUUCUUCUCUACACUCUUUCUUCUUUCUCUCUUUCUUUAUUCUCUUCAUCUUUUUAUUCUUCUCUACACUCUUUCUUCUUUCUCUCUUUCUUUAUCCUCUUCCGUCUUUUUUGUCUUCUCUACACUCUUUCUUCUUUCUCUCUUUCUUUUCCUCUCUUCAGUCUUUUUUUUUCUUCUCUACACUCUUUUCUUCUUUCUCUCUCUUUCUUUAUUCUCUUCUUCACUUCGUCUUCUCUUUCUUUAUCUUUUCUUCUUUCUCUUUCUUUCUCUCUCCUCUUCCUCUUUUUCUUUUAUUCUUCUCUUACACUUUUUCUUCUUUUUCUCUCUUUCUUUAUCCUCUUCAUCUUCUCUUUCAAUCUUUCUUCUUUCUCUCUUUCUUUAUCCUCUUCAGUCUUUUUUUCUUCUUUCUUCUCUUUCUUCUUUCUCUUUCUUUCUUUAUCCUCUUCAGUCUUUUAUUCUUUCUUCAAUCUUUUUCCUUUCUCUCUUUCUUUAUCCUCUUCCGUCUUUUUUAUUCUUCUCUUCUUUUAUUCUUUCUCUUUCUUUAUCCUCUUCCGUCUUUUUAUUCUUCUCUUUCUUCUUUCUUCUUUCUCUCUUUCUUUAUCCUCUUCCGUCUUUUUAGUCUUCUCUACAAUCUUUCUUCUUUCUCUCUUUCUUUAUCCUCUUCCGUCUUUUUAUUCUUCUCUACACUCUUUCUUCUUUCUCUCUUUCUUUAUCCUCUUCAUUCUUUUUAUUCUUCUCUACACUCUUUCUUCUUUCUCUCUUUCUUUAUCCUCUUCAUCUUUUUAUUCUUCACUACACUCUUUCUUCUUUCUCUCUUUCUUUAUCCUCUUCAGUCUUUUUAUUCUUCUCUACACUCUUUCUCCUUUCUCUCUUUCUUUAUCCUCUUCCGUCUUUUUUCUUCUCUUUCUUUCUUCUUUCUCUCUUUCUUUAUCCUCUUCCUCUUCUCUACCUCUUUCUUCUUUCUCUCUUUCUUUAUCCUCUUCCGUCUUUUUAUUCUUCUUUCUCUUUCUUUAUCCUCUUUCUUUUUAUUCUUUCUCUCUUUUUCUUUUUUAUCCUCUUCAUCAAUUUUUGAAUUCUCUCUCUCUCUCUCUCUCUCUCUCUCUCUGUCUCUGUCUGUCUGUCUCUCUCUCUCUCUCUCUCUCUCUCUCUCGAUGA
Molecule: messenger RNA, 3867 nt
Organism: Acanthosepion pharaonis
Lineage: Eukaryota; Metazoa; Mollusca; Cephalopoda; Sepiida; Sepiidae
Source: the annotation of a GenBank genome assembly